Messenger RNA from Penaeus chinensis, 6679 nucleotides. RefSeq names its product bromodomain adjacent to zinc finger domain protein 1A-like. The record is from RefSeq and is a predicted model, not a curated record. Gene Ontology annotation, biological process: chromatin remodeling. NCBI's taxonomy places the organism in Eukaryota, Metazoa, Arthropoda, Malacostraca, Decapoda, Penaeidae. The coding region runs from base 776 to 5791 and encodes 1671 amino acids. Gene Ontology annotation, molecular function: protein binding. The transcript has 23 exons.
UAAGCUCCGCCCCCACACUCACUCAAAACAUCAAGUAAAUCUUGCGGCUCCUCGUUAUUUUUCCUAAUAUUCCGUGCCUUUUGCCUCCGCGGCGCUUGCUUUCAUGAGAAAUAUUGAUAUAAGUCAUCAGUGCUGAGCCGAGUCGCCCGAAUCGACCCGGAAUCGGCGCUGAGCGAGCGGAAAACGCGAUAAUAUAACCUGUCACCAAACUCCCGGGAAAGUCGAGGCCCGAGAACAGUGAAGUUGGUGUGUGAUGCUUUGUCUGUUGUCUCGGCCUUUGCGCUGAGGAAAAGGCCCUCGUCCGCCUCUCGCCUCCUCCUCACGGGCUCACGCGGCGCCGGCCCUUGCCUCCUCACGCAGCUUUUGGGUUUAAAUCGAGUGUUGUCUUUCCCGCGCAGGUUCAGGUGUGUUGUGUGGCGACGGUGGCGGCGUGUGGAAGAGAGGGAGAGAGAGAGAGAGAGAGAGAAAGAGAGGAACAGGAGGACCAAAUAGGAGCCGAAGGAGAGACGGCGCGAGAAUCUGAAUAAAAACGGGAGAAGGAAGAAAGAAGAAGAAGAAGGAGGUGGCAAACAAAUAAUCCAGUCGGGAGGUCAUCAGCUGAUUUGUCCCUUUUUUUUUUGUUUGUUUUUCUUUCCUCUUUGGCGGGAGAGUAAGAGGUUGAAGAACAAGAGGGGGAAAAGAAAGAGAUUGAAACACGAGAAGAGAACCAGGAGAAGGGAAAGGGAAGGGAGCGGAAGAGAAAAAGGCGAGGGACUCUCCAUGACUCUCCACUGAGAUGCCGCUUCUGAACAAGAGACCUUUCACGAGGAAGGAGCCCUCGUCCAGCCUCCUCGACCAGGAUAAGGUCUUCUACUGCGAGAUCACCAAUGAGGUCUUCACUGACUACGAUGAGUACUGGGAGAGGUUGGUGUUAUGUAAUGCUAUGGUGUGGACCUGCGAGCUGACUGGGCGACCAGGUCUCACUUAUGCAGAAGCUUUGGAGAGUGAGACAAAGGCCAGAAAAUGCCUUGCCAAUGUCCCAAAGCCUCUUCACAAACCAAUGAUAUACAUAGGCUCACUGACACGUCGUGGUCGUUAUGCUGACAUGAGUGAUGAUGUUUUCAACUUCAUCAGAGACCGAUACUUUGUUGAUGAAGAGGUGGAGGCCAUUGUCAACAAGCAUUGGUAUGAUUGCAAGGUUCUUCGGAUCAUUUAUCCAACACCAGAAGAAAUAGCCAAAUAUGAAGAAGAAAUGGCAGACAGCGAUGAGGAGGAGGAGGAGGAGGAGGAACAAAAGAAAGAACAAAAGGAGGUGAAGGUGAAUGGUAUAACACCAGUGGAUGAUGAUAUUCAAGUAAUCAAAGUUCUGGAGAAAAAAGAGGAUAAGAAGAAAAAGGACGAGGAUGAAGAUUACCCCCCUUUUGCUACUUACAAAUAUGAGGUUAUUGAAAUUGAACCUUGGGACAACAAGGAAGCUAAAAAACAUAUUGUAACCUGGGAGCAAAUCCGACGGAACAAGGGAGUCUUCACCAGGGAGAAGUGUAAACUCUUUUUGAAGCAGUGUGUACAGCUAUCUCCUUCAGGAUUCUGGAUCAUUAAGGAUAGAACUUCCAAAAGAUACGACUUGGCAAACACAAAAUACUCCGACAUAUUCCUUGGCGAUCCACCUAAACUCCAAGAGACCAAGUCCAAGAAAAUGCCAGCUUUCCUCAAUACGAGCAAUGAUGGGCACAAGAAAGAGGCGAAAGAGAGGAAGAAGAGAGAAAAGAAGGAGGCGAGGGAGAAGCCUGCCGAUGCCGACUCCAAAAAGAAGGGACGUCCUCCCAUGUCUGAGGAGGAGAAGCAGGCUCGGAAGAAAAUGUUAAAAGAUGCCAAAGAUGAGUUGAAAGCAGAGAAAAAGGAAGAAAUUAAGCAAAGAAUAGAGAAAGAAAAGGAAGACAAGAAGAAGGAGAGAGAGAUUAAGAAGGAAGAAAAGAGACUGAAAUUAGAGUACAUAAAGGACUGGAAGAGAAUGCGAGAUGACCUGGACUGCGAUGACCACAAGGACCUCCCCACACCCACUCCAAUCCAGUGCCGCAUCCCAGAUGAUCUCUUCAGUGACUUCAUCAUGGUGCUCGAAUUUGUCAACGUUUUUGCAGAGCUGCUGGAACUGAAGGAUGUGUAUCCACAAGGCAUUACCUUUGACAUGCUGGAACAUGCUCUUGUUGAGAAGGAAGUUGCAGGUGUGAUGAAUGACAUUCUGCAGCUGCUACUCCAAGCCAUCUUCACUCUACAGGAGGAGGAAGAUGAUGAAGUGGAGGCAGACAACACCUUAGAAGAAGUGAUGGAAGUGGACACUGAGGACAUCUCAAUUCAGGAGGCAGUGCGUGUGGCCAACCGUGCUUCCACCUGGAGCCAGCAAUACCAUGGUGUGCCCCUUCAGAAGGCUCCGCUUGAUGCCCUCACCCUCUCAGAAAUCCUGCGCUUGCACAUCCUGGCUUCGGGAGCCACUAGUGUAGCUAAUGCCAGAUGGAGACAUUUCAACCGUGGUGGCUUUAAGAACCGGGAUGACCCAGGGCUGCAGUUCAAGUUGGAGGAACCAGCUAUCAUCAAGGCCCUAAACACGCAAGCAGUCUCCGAUCUGCCUUUAGCAAGCAAGCUGAAAAUCCUCAGUCUCCUGGUUGGGCAAAUUCUAACCUAUGCUUCAGUUCGUGAUGUCAUUGAUGACAACAUAGAUAAGUUGAAGGAAAUGAAAAACAAGUUACGCAUUCACCAGCUGACUCAGAUAAAGAAGGAGAAGAUUGAAAAUGCUGCUCGAUUGCAGGAGAAAAGGGAGAGAAAGCAAAAAGAGAGAGAGAGGCUGCUGAAGGAAGCUGAGAAAAAAGCAGCUGCUGCAGCCAUGACGGGUGAGCCAGACAAACCUAUCAAACUGGAUGAGGAUGAUGAGGAAGAAGAGGAGGAAGAGGAGGAGGAGGAGGAAGAUGAGGUAGUGAGGGCUGCUCGACUUCUUAAAGAAGAGAAGAAUAAGGAGGCCAGGAGACAGGAUUUCCUUAAGAGAGAGAGAGAACUGAUGCAGCAGGUGCUGAACAUGGCAAAGGGUGUGAGCAUCACUCCACUUGGCCUAGACAGAGCUUACCGUCGUUACUGGAUCUUUAAUUCACUACCAGGUCUCUUUGUAGAGGACAAUGAGCUACAUCCUGGCACUUGUAGGCCAACACCCACACCUUACAACCCUCACUCUAACCUUGACAUGACAGAUGCUCUCCAGGAUCUGUUCAGGGUCCAGGCUGAAAAGAAUAUUGAAAUGAUCAGUGCUGAGAAGGAUGACAAGAACAACAGUGACAAGGAAAACGAUGGCAGUGACAGCCCAGCCAAGCAAGGGAAAGCUUCGCCAAACAAGAAAUUGCUGCAGACUCCUGAUCAGAACCAGCACCCAGACCAGAAUGAGGCUAAGAAGCAGCCUUCUGCAGAGGGAGUUGAAUUCAUUGAAAAGAUGGAAGUAAAUCCCCCACACUUGACAAAUGGUGAUGUGAAAAUGGAAUGUGAAGUAGACAGUGUGAACAGUGUGACGGUUAGUGAUGAUAAUCACCCAGAUGUAUUUGGACUUUGCUGGGCUAAUCCGAAGACAUGCCCAGUGCACACAGAGAGAACUGAUCGCCAUUACUGGUACUUUUUCCAUCGCUUGGAAGACUAUCACCUUUUAAUUGAGUCACUGAAUGAGAGAGGCUAUAGAGAAAACAAAUUGAAAGUUAAUUUAGAGUGCUAUAAAACAACAAUAGAAACCUCAUUAAGAAUGUGCCCAGUGUACAAACUUGACCCAUCUCAGGAACCAGAAAUUGACCUCUCUAUCCGCAAGUCAAAUCGCAACAUGACAACAAAGAAGGAUAGUGAUGUAAACCUAAACUUCCCACUGGGAACACCCAUUGAUGAGAUACUCCAGCUAACUCUCCGAGACAUGAUCUUGGAAACAGAGGAGAAGAUUCACAUGGGGAUGUUGGGGUCCCUCAGAGUGGAAGACAGAGACAAGUGGAGAACGGCUAUAGAGCAAGGAAGUUAUAUCAGAGAGGCGGAAUUAGACUGGGGAGGCCGCAAGCGUAUCUCUUUGUUGAAGUUGGACCUUGGUAUUGAAGUGGGAGAAGACGAUGUAGAGGACCUCCUUGACGAUGCGGCUGAUAUAGUUAAGGACUUGGCUCUGGCCAUCUUACAACUUGGCCAGUCUGUUGAUUCCAAGUAUCUACAGCAGCCACUAGGUGAAACUGAUAAGGCACGGAAGAUCAGAGAACAGGCGGAGGAAAGAAUGAGGAAGAAGAGCAAGAAAAGCAUAAAGGAGGAAGGAGAAGGAGGAGAAUCAGAAAGUGAGUCUGAGGAGGAAGAGGAAGACAAAGUUUCCCUACAAAUCACAGACAAUGCUCUUAGAACUCCCAUGGAAAGGUGGGAGAAGUCUCUCAUGACCAGCUCAAGCGUGUCUAAGCUAUGUCUACACUUUAGCACUCUUGACAAUUCCAUAACAUGGUCGCGAUCUGCUCUCAAUGCUCGCUGUCGCAUCUGCCGCAGAAAAGCAGAUGCGGAAAAUAUGCUGUUGUGUGAUGAAUGUGACAAGGGUCACCAUGUGUACUGUCUAAAACCUAAACUCAAGACCAUACCCUCAGGCAACUGGUAUUGUGAUCACUGUAAGCCAAAAGAGAAGCCAAAGAGUCCUAAGAAGAAGAGACAGAUAUACAAGGACAUCUCUGAUGAUGAGAUGGACGAGGGGAAAACAAGUGAUGAGGAGGAAAGUGAUGUUGAGAAUGAGGAUGUGUGUUUUGUGUGCGAGAAACCUGGAACAUUGAUCUGCUGUGACACAUGUCCCCUAGCCUACCACCAACAGUGUGCUGACCUAAGAACGGUGCCAAGAGGAAACUGGUCUUGUGCGACUUGUAAAAGUACUAAGGAUAGUUCCCAAGAUAAGAAGACAACCAAAGAAAAUAAAAAUUCAAAGGAAAAUAGUAAAGCAAGCAAAGAUAGCUUGAAGAACAGCAAAGAAAAUAAAAACAGCAAAGAUAAUUCUAAAACCAGCAAAGAUAGUUCCAAAACCAGCAAAGAGAAUUCCAAGAACAGCAAAGAGAAUUCCAAGAACAGCAAAGAGAAUUCCAAGAACAGCAAAGAGAAUUCCAAAAACAGCAAAGAGAAUUCCAAAAACAGCAAAGAUAACUCUAAAAACAGCAAAGAGAAUUCCAAAACCAGCAGUUCCAAAAAUAGUAAAGAUAACUCCAAAAAUAAAGAAAACAAGAACAAAAAGAAUGCCAAUGCCAAGAAUAACAAGAGUGCCAAAGGUGCCAAGUAUGCCAAGUCUUCGCCAUCUCCCGAUAAAAAGAGGAGGGGUGAGGGACCAGAAAAUAGCCGCAGCACGAAGAAGCAGAAGUUGGAGGAACCUGAAGUUGAAUACACAUCACCGAAGAGAAAUAACAGAAGGUCACUUGUUGAUGAAAACAGUGACUUCAAUUCAGUGGCUUUGGAAACCUUAUUGGAUGAGCUGUUUAAGCACAAAAUGAGCUGGCCAUUCCACAAAGCUGUGUCAAAGAAGGAGGCUCCAGACUACUAUGAUGUUGUAAAGAAACCAAUGGACUUUGGAAGGAUCAGAGAAAAGCUAAAUGGUCUGAAAUACACAACAGAUGACGAGUUCAUAGCAGAUGUCAUGCUUGUUUUCCAAAACUGCCAGCAGUACAACAUGCAGGAUACUGAUGAGUAUAAAGCUGGCACAAAGCUCUCUAGCUACUUCAUGAAGCGAUUACAAGAUCUGGGCUUAAAUUACCGUGGGGAGCCCAUGCAGGAAAACAAAAAGAGGAAGCGCUAAGUUUCAUCCUUAUUCAAGUGCACUUUACAAUGGCAAGGAGAUCCCUCCUUUUAUUGUCUCUGGGUAUAAUGGUGAUUUUAGUGAAAAGGUUCACAAAGUGAGAUACUGUAUUUUGAUUGUUGCAUUCGUGAAAUACAUAUAUUUUUUCAUUAACUACUUGUAUAUUAUCAGAACAAGUGAAGAAUGCAGCAGGAUUGCACAAACGACAUUUUAUUAAUUAAUUAGCAAAUGUGAGCAAAAUUAGUUUGUUCACAUCAGCUUCCCUGCAAGCUGGCAAGAUGUAGUUAUAUUUAAAUAGUGAAAAUGAUCCACAGUAUCAUGUUGAAAAGUCAGCUGGCUUUGACCAGGUGAUUGCAUUUGUAAGUGCUUUGAUAAUAAUGUUUAUAACUUAGUUCAAUUCAUGGCAUGACAAGUUGGCAUUAGUAAGUUAGCUCAUUUGUCAUCAGGUUCAGAAUUCGUGAGAUCAAUUAUUGUCUCGCUAAUUAACUUGAAAUUGAGUAUGGGUAUUUGUCCUUACAUUUGAUGUAGGUACAGUAAUACUUUUAGCCCUUUUAAAAUAUAAGGGAACCAUGUUAAACAUUGUGUUCAAGCAUCAGGUAUAAUUUUUUGAGUUCGUUCAUUCAGAAGGGACUCGAGCAUAAUAGGUGUUCUCAUCCCAGUUAAUAUAGCUUUAGUACUCAAUUUGUUAAGAAGACCUGUGGGAUUUUGUCUUUCCCAAAUAUAAUGUACAAAACUUUUGAGUUACAGGAUUGCCAUGAAUACAUCAGUAAAGGACUAGCUUUCUAGAAUGUUUUAUUUAAAUUUUGACUGCUUGUAAUAAAGGAAAGCACUUUUUUAAUUUAUUUUUUAAAAGUUGAACAUUUUCCAAAAUAAUAAUGGUUCUUUGUA